Molecule: messenger RNA, 1493 nt
Organism: Colletotrichum destructivum
Lineage: Eukaryota; Fungi; Ascomycota; Sordariomycetes; Glomerellales; Glomerellaceae
Exons: 4
Coding region: 121-1299 (392 amino acids)
Source: RefSeq, a predicted model, not a curated record
UUGAGGAGAUGGACCGCGGAGUCUUAAUUGACGAGUUCCCCCAAACCCGGAUCCUUGACAUCCUCCGGUCUCUUCUGUCUUCCCGCGUUGUCUCGACUUUGAGAUCGACGCAAACAAACAAUGAUUGGACCAGGCGGAGACGCGCCCAUGGCGCUCGGCGUCCUUUGGGGCUUAACGGGACUCACUCUAUGCUUCGUUUUGCUGCGGCUGUACACACGGCUUGUUAUCCUUCAAGCUUAUGGUAUUGACGACCACUUUUACAACUUUGCCUUCGUUCUUUUCGUCGCCUACGAUGUCAUGCUCACGAUUUCUUCCUACUACGGCUUCGGCAGGAAUGUAAUGGAAAUCGAAACGCCGGACGUACCACCGGCGAUUUUGUACGAGGCCAUCGGCACCACGAUCCUCGUCUUCGCCAUCGUCGUGUCCAAAGCUUCGUUGGCAUUGUUCCUCCUCCGACUUGUGAACACACGCCUGCAUCAAAUCGUCGUUCUUGGUCCAGUCAUCAUCCUUUUUCUCUUCGCCGUCGUUUCGCUCUUGGUCUUCUGGUUCUCGUGCGCACCGAUAGAAUUCCUCUGGAACCGAUUCAUCCCCGGCGGAGUCUGCCACAUUGACCCUGGUCCUAUCUCUACAGCGGCUGGGUCAUGGAGCGUUGUUGUCGACUUCUGGUACGCUGUGACACCCUGGGCAUUGUUGUGGAAUGUACAGAUGCCGAGACGUGAGAAACUCCUCAUCAACGUGAGUAUGAGCUUGGGUGUAAUUGCUGGUGCGUGUGGUAUCAAGAGAGCAUUGGAGCUUAAAAACCUCAGCAGCUUGAACUUCACCAAGGAUACGGUCCAGCUUAUCAUUUGGCAUGCGUGUGAGCUUGCGGUCACCAUGGUCUGCAUCGGCAUCCCAGUCUGUCGCCCCCUUUUCAAAGGCUGGCUCAACAAAUUCUCCUCCCGAGGCGACAGCAACCCUGGUCCAUACACGAGAAACCUGACCGGGUCCAACGGCGGUUUUGGUCUGAGAACGAUAGGAGGCACCGACUACACAGUAAGGGUUGGAAUGAAGACACCCGAGUUGGAUUUGAGCAGCGCUGCUGGCCGAAGUGGGGGGGGUAUCAUUGGAGUCCCUGCUAAGCCUAUCGGAAAGGCAUAUGGGGACGACAACAGCGUGGAUUCGAUUCUGGGUCCUGAGGACCGCCAUGGCCAUGCACGAGGCAUGGAUACUGACGGGUAUUCAAGUGAGGAGGGCAAGAGCGGUGCUCAGAAUAUCUGGGUGAAAUCCGAGGUGCUGGUCAAGUCGACAGCAAGGGGUUGAUUCCACGCCAGCCGGUCAUCCUUGCUUGAAAGAACUUUGUUCUUUUCCUGACCAUCACCGAUAAUCGAGUGAUCGCCGAGGGAUUUUAUGCCAGGACUUGCGUUGCGGAAGUUUGAUGAUAGAUAAUGAUCACACAUAAAUAACCCUGAACCUAACAUUAGCCGGCGUUUGACAGAAGAGUUGGUCAUUCUUAC